This is a messenger RNA of Boeremia exigua, 1389 nucleotides long. RefSeq names its product adenosine deaminase. The transcript has a single exon. Gene Ontology annotation, biological process: adenine catabolic process; purine ribonucleoside monophosphate biosynthetic process; hypoxanthine salvage. The record is from RefSeq and is a predicted model, not a curated record. NCBI's taxonomy places the organism in Eukaryota, Fungi, Ascomycota, Dothideomycetes, Pleosporales, Didymellaceae. Bases 222 to 1295 code for a protein of 357 amino acids. Gene Ontology annotation, cellular component: nucleus; cytosol. Gene Ontology annotation, molecular function: adenine deaminase activity.
GGUACACGUACACGAGCUCCAUUUUUGUGUCUCACAAUCUUCUGGAUUUUCGUACACUGGGUCCAUUUGCCUACGCACAUCGGCGGCACCCGAAGCAUUGCGCUAACGACGGAAAAGUGGACCGAAAAAGACUUCUUGCACCGACAACACAUAAAGAGCUCAACUUGCGCAUUCGCUCCAAAAGCUAAUCGGCAAAUCCCCACAGGAAGGCUACUAUCAACAUGUGUCAAGCACCUCUUCAUGAUUUUCUGGCUGAGCUGCCAAAAUGCGAGCAUCAUCUUCAUCUGGAGGGCUGCCUUUCGCCGUCUCUGACCUUCAAGCUCGCAGCAAAGAACAACGUUAAGCUGCCAAGCAAGGAAGAGAAGCCUGAAUACGAAUCUGUCGAGACACUGGAGAAACGUUACGAGCACUUCGAUAAUCUGCAGGACUUCCUUGAUUGCUACUACUUUGCCCUCAGUGCAGUCAUUACCAAAGAUGACUUCGAGAUGCUUGGUUGGGAGUACUUCACAACAGCUCACGCUGACGGCGUCAAGCACGCUGAACUCUUCUUCGACCCCCAAAGCCACACGGAUCGUGGAAUCGCCUUCGAGACUGUGGUGGAUGGCUUCAACGCAGCAUGUGAGCGCGCAGAUAGAGAGCUUGGGAUCACGAGCCAGUUGAUUAUGUGCUUCUUGCGCCACUUGCCCGCAAGUAGCGCUGCGGAGACGAUGCAGAGCGCUAUUGAUGGCGGGUACUUCAAGGAGCGACAGGGCAAGGAUCGCGUUAUCGCCGGCUUGGGUCUCGACUCCAGCGAAGUCGGAUUCCGACCAGAGCUGUUCAAGGAGCAGUACGCGCAGGGUAAAGAGUUGGGUCUGCACAGGACUGCGCACGGAGGAGAGGAGGGGGACCCUACCUACAUCAGCGGUGCACUGGACUCUCUGCACAGCGAGCGUAUCGACCAUGGCAUCAAGCUCGUUCAGGAUCCCGAGCUGCUGGCACGCAUCGUGAAGGAGGAGAUUCUGUUGACGGUCUGUCCGCUGAGUAACGUCUGCCUACAGGCCGUCAAGGAGGUUGGCGAGGUGCCCAUCAGGAAGUUCCUUGCCGAGGGCGUCAAGUUCAGCAUCAACAGUGACGACCCGGCAUACUUCGGUGGCUACAUUCUCAAGAACUACUGCGCCGUACAGAAGGCCUUCGACCUGACCAAGGAUGAGUGGAAGGUUAUUGUGCAGAACUCAAUCCACGGCAGCUGGAUAGGACAGCAGCGGAAGGAUGAGCUGCUUGCCAUGCUCGAGGAGUGCUUGAAGAAGCAUGCUUAGUUUAGAAGAUGACGGAAAGGACGUUAGAAGAUACCCAUACCAGCAUGACAUCUAAUCGAGAUCUAUUUUCACUCUGAGUCAAUAUGAGUACAAC